AUGUGGACCGUACCAACGCCUCUGGACUGUACCAACGCCUCUGGAUCGUACCAACGCCUCUGGACUGUACCAACGCCUCUGGACUGUACCAACGCCUCUGGAGCCUCUGGACCGUACCAACGCCUCUGGACCGUACGAACACCUCUGGAUUGUACCAACGCCUCUAGAUCGUACCAACGCCUCUGGACUGUACCAACGCCUCUGGACCGUACCAACGCCUCUGGAUCGUACCAACGUCUUUGGACCGUACCAACUCCUCUGGACCGUACCAACGCCUCUGGACCGUACCAACGCCUCUGGAGCAUGUGGACUGUACCAACGCCUCUGGACUGUACCAACGCCUCUGGAUCGUACCAACUCCUCUGGAUCGUACCAACGCCUCUGGAUCGUACCAACGCCUCUGGAUCGUACCAACGCCUCUGGACUGUACCAACGCCUCUGGACUGCACCAACGCCUCUGGAGCCUCUGGACCGUACCAACGCCUCUGGACCGUACCAACGCUUCUGGACCGUACCAACGCCUCUGGACCGUACCAACACCUCUGGACCGUACCAACACCUCUGGACCGCACCAACGCCUCUGGACCGUACCAACGCCUCUGGAGCCUCUGGACUGUACCAACGCCUCUGGACCGUACCAACGCCUCUGGAGCCUCUGGACUGUACCAACGCCUCUGGAUCGUACCAAAGCCUCUGGAUCGUCCCAACGCCUCUGGACCGUACCAACGCUUCUAG
Knipowitschia caucasica is the source of this 735-nucleotide messenger RNA. The record is from the annotation of a GenBank genome assembly. NCBI's taxonomy places the organism in Eukaryota, Metazoa, Chordata, Actinopteri, Gobiiformes, Gobiidae.